AUGGCGGGGACACUGCGGGACUUGCAGCUCGCUCUUCAGCUGAAGAUCGAGGAGCUGCGGCAGAGAGACACGCUGAUAGACGAGCUGGAGCUGGAGCUGGACACGAAGGACGAUCUGAUCAGACAGCUGCAGAUAGAGCUGGACAGACAUCGCAUAGUCACGUCGAAACCAACUAGUAACAACUCUGGGACACCACUGCCAUCCCCUGUUGGUCCAGAUGAGCCUCAGCGCUCAAAAAGACAGGCUAUAUCUGCUGAGCCCACAAGCCUGGACCCAUCCCAACUGUCAGAUGUAACUCUAACCAGUUAUUGUAAGACAAAGGAGUCUAGGGACUUGAUCCAAAGAGCACUGAUGGACAAUGACUUCAUGAAACACCUGGAGCAUGGACAAAUCAUCACAAUCAUGGACUGUAUGUAUCCCACAAGUGUGGCCAGUGGCUGCUGUGUCAUCCAGGAAGGAGAUGAUGGCUCCACUGUCUAUGUUUUGGAAGAAGGGACAGUUCAGGUGAUGAAGCAAGGGAAGAAACUGUGCACAAUUGGCCCAGAAAAAGUGUUUGGUGAACUGGCCAUUCUGUACAACUGCACCCGAACGGCUACUGUCACCGCCCUGACUGAUAUCACACUUUGGGCCAUUGACCGUCAGAUCUUUCAGACCAUCAUGAUGCGGACCGGACUGAUCAAACACUCCCAGUACACGGACUUCCUGCGCAGCGUUCCAUCAUUUCAGACUCUUCCUGAAGACGUUCUCAGUAAACUUGCCGAUGUCUUGGAGGAGACUCAUUACAACGACAGUGACUACAUUAUCCGCCAGGGAGCAACGGGAGACACUUUCUUCAUCAUCAGUGAAGGAAAGGUAAAAGUGACCCAGCAGAAUUCCAAUGGGGAGCAGGUGAUGGAGAAGAAUAUGACCAAAGGAGAAUGGUUUGGAGAGCAAGCAUUGAAAGGUGAGGAUGUGCGCACGGCCAGCGUCACAGCUAUCGGAGAUGUCACAUGUCUGGUCAUCGACAGAGAGUCUUUCAAGCAGCUCAUUGGAGGGCUGGAUAGUGUCAACAAUAAACAGUACGACAGUGAUGAGCUCAAGGCCAAAUUACAGGCAGAGGCAGACUUCUUCUCCAGUGUUUCACUCAAUGAUUUUAAUGUCAUCUGUACUCUGGGGAUGGGAGGAUUCAGUCGUGUGGAGCUGGUGCAGUUAAAGAGUGACCCAAAUCGAUCGUUUGCCCUGAAGGUGUUGAAGAAAAGGCACAUCCUGGACACCAGUCAGCAGGGCCACAUCUUGUCAGAGCGUCGGAUCAUGAUUGAGGCUCAUAGUCCGUUCAUUAUAAGGCUGUAUCGAACAUUCAGAGACACCAAAUAUCUGUACAUGCUGUUGGAAGUGUGUCUGGGGGGAGAGCUGUGGACUCUGCUCAGAGAACGGGGUUUGUUUGACGAUGGCACCACUCGCUUCUACACAGGAUGUGUUAUUGAGGCGCUGGCCUUUCUUCACUCUAGAGGCAUCAUCUACAGAGACCUGAAGCCAGAAAACAUCAUCCUGGACCACAGGGGAUAUGCCAAACUUGUUGACUUUGGUUUUGCAAAGAAAGUAGGUUUAGGAAAAAAGACAUGGACAUUCUGUGGAACUCCGGAGUAUGUUGCACCGGAGAUCAUACUGAACAAAGGUCAUGACAAUUCGGCCGACUGCUGGUCUUUAGGGAUCCUCAUCUUCGAGCUGCUCAGUGGAAGCCCUCCCUUUUCAGGCUCUGACCCAAUGAAAACCUAUAACAUCAUCCUCAGAGGCAUCGACAUGAUUGCGUUCCCCAAAAAAAUCACCAAGAGUGCCGCUAUUCUCAUCAAACGGUUAUGCAGAGAUAACCCGUCAGAGAGACUGGGCAAUCAGAAGAACGGCAUCAAAGACAUUCAGAAACAUAAAUGGUUCGAAGGCUUCAACUGGGAAGGCCUGCGUCAGGGCACAAUAGACGCUCCGUUUACGCCUUCAGUGGAGGGGCCGCUCGACAACAGCAACUUUGACUUUUUCCCAGAGGACACUGAAGAGACCCCAGAGGAAGACUCAGGCUGGGACCUUGAGUUUUGA
Knipowitschia caucasica is the source of this 2067-nucleotide messenger RNA. The record is from the annotation of a GenBank genome assembly. NCBI's taxonomy places the organism in Eukaryota, Metazoa, Chordata, Actinopteri, Gobiiformes, Gobiidae.